AUGUUUUGCGGUAUAAGUGGAAAACCGACAAAGAAUCCUGUUUUAUCCCCUGUCUCCAAAUGUAUUUUCGAAAAAGAACUGAUAGAGCAAUACGUACAAACAGAAGGAAAAGAUCCGAUUACAAAUAGUCCAUUGGGACUCGAUCAACUGAUAGAGUUAUCGCACACACCUCAGCAAGCCUCGCUUGUUAAUACUUUAAACUCUUCUACCUUGAAUAGCAAUUACAGCAUUCCCAACCUUUUAUCUUCGUUGCAAAAUGAGUGGGAUGCCCUCAUGCUAGAGAAUUUUCGUUUAAGAAAGCAGCUGGAUACGUAUUCAAAACAAUUGUCAACUGCGUUUUAUGAGCGUGAUGCUGCAAAGAUAGUGGCUGCCAAAGCAAUGAAAGAAAGAGAGCAAGUCGUGUCGGAGAUGAAUAAAUUAACCAUACAGCUAGGCGCGGAACUUGAAAGUGACAAUGAGAAAAAUGAUUCAGUUGAAAUGCUACCAAAUGCUAUUCAGGAAGAGCUACUCGAUGAAUCCAGGAAAUAUGUAGACCAAACUAGAAAAGUGCCUGACAAGUUCACUAUAUUGAAUGAUACAAAGUUCGAGUUAAAGAAAACAUGGGAUGUGCCGGCCAACGCAGUCAUAAAUCGUACGUCGAAGCUUCUGGCAAACCCUCAGAGAAAAAGCGCAUUUCAGCUUCUAGAGGCUGGAGCUGUUGUCAUCGUUGAGGAUUUCAUCACAAGGCAAAUUCAGACAAAUUUUACAGACGACUUGGAAUAUUUCUCCCUGGGACCAGCCUCAGAUGUCCUACUUUGUUCCUUUGGGAAACAAUCAGUUGGAAUAUAUAAUAUUGAGAGUGGUUCCUUAGCCAAACUGGAUAUGCCACACAACAAAAUAAUUCUCAUGGCCCAACACGAAUAUAUUUUGAAUAAAUAUUUUUUGGUUGUUGAAGAAAAUGGCAGAGUUCUUUACUGUUUACUUGACUGUUCAAAAGCAUAUGAAGUUUUACAGGGUCAUUCGGAAAAAAAAUACAAUUCGGCUAGCUUACACAAAGAUGGGCUGCUCAUUGCUCUAGUGCAAGCAGACUCGAUAGAGCUUUUCAAUUUGGGUCAACCAAACAGUAAACCCACUGUUUUUAAGGUGGGGAAACAGAUCAUUGGCAGUGGAAUAAUCGAGAAUGUGGAAUUUAGCAGUAAUGGUUACUGGAUGAUAGUUUCCUGUGGUGGCUCUAUCAUGUCGUUUGACUUGAGAAAGGAACCAGGGACUCUAGCCGUAAAUUCUUUAAGUAUUGCAACAUCAAAAGGUGCUUCAAGAGCCUGGGAUAUGGAUAUGUCCGCUAAGGACCUUUUAGUGGUAGAGAAUGAAAGCGUUGAAGAACUUGAACUUAAUUUGAAAGUUUACAAAUAUAAAAAGGCAAAAAAGAUUUGGGAGUCUGUUCCAGAUCGUUCGGGAAAUCUAGUAAUUAGUGGCUUAAAGAAUAAAGAAUCGCUCCAGCAGAUACAACUUAUUUAUGAUGACUCAUCCAUAUCCAUCCUGCUGCGUACAGAGGGUCAAAUAUCAUUAUAUUCCACUGCAAAAUAG
This is a messenger RNA of Zygotorulaspora mrakii, 1563 nucleotides long. It is a transcript of the gene PRP19, whose product is annotated as E3 ubiquitin-protein ligase PRP19. Gene Ontology annotation, cellular component: cytoplasm; Prp19 complex; U2-type catalytic step 1 spliceosome. Gene Ontology annotation, molecular function: protein binding; ubiquitin protein ligase activity. Bases 1 to 1563 code for a protein of 520 amino acids. The transcript has a single exon. Lineage: Eukaryota; Fungi; Ascomycota; Saccharomycetes; Saccharomycetales; Saccharomycetaceae. The record is from RefSeq and is a predicted model, not a curated record. Gene Ontology annotation, biological process: DNA repair; protein ubiquitination; mRNA splicing, via spliceosome.